This is a messenger RNA of Phaeoacremonium minimum UCRPA7, 930 nucleotides long. RefSeq lists its product as hypothetical. Lineage: Eukaryota; Fungi; Ascomycota; Sordariomycetes; Togniniales; Togniniaceae. The record is from RefSeq and is a predicted model, not a curated record. Bases 1 to 930 code for a protein of 309 amino acids. The transcript has a single exon.
AUGUACAACUACCCACCCGUCCUCGAUGGCAUUAACAUCGCCGAUGCCUAUGUGCAGUGCAAGUCACUGCUAACGCUCGCGGACCAGUAUGACGCACUAGCUGUUGUGGGACCGCGGGUCGAUCACCACCUUCUGCAGUUCCAGUCACGGCUCUGGAAGCAAAUAGCCAAGUAUCCCAUCAGCUACCUGCGGCUGGGCUACCUAUCCCGAAGCAAGAUCAUCUUCCAAGAGGCGCUGAUCCAUGUCGUGGGCCAAUGGCCAGCUGGCGAGCGUAGUUUGCGCGCCGCGCUGCCGGAUGCGGUGCUCGACAUCAUCGAGGACAAGGUGGACGAGCUGGAGGAGAUCGUGGCAAGGGUGGAGGGCCGGCUGUUCAGGCUGAAUCUGACGACGAGGUCCGGUGAGCGUGUGACACCAUCGACAUCCUACCUCGACUGGCUAGCCGUGAGCCUGUUCCGGCAGUGGUUGGCGGAUAAUACGACGCCUGCGCCGCCGGUCCCAGAUAGGCGAGGCGGCAGUUCACGGGACGGGAAUCGGGCCCGUGGUGGGAGUAGUGGAAGCAGCAAUGCGCCGGCUCCAGUUGGCGGCCCAGCAGGCGCCUCCUCUAUGGUGCCGCCUAUAGUGCCACCGCUGGCAUCCCUGGGGCGGACGUACCGGACGCUGGGUUCGCCCAGCGCGGUGUAUCUGGGCCACGACGAGUGCAAGCGGUUCCUGAAGCUGACACCUGAGAUGUACAGCCGGGACAACCUGCGGCGCUUCGAGAAGCGCAUCGACGAGCUCAAGGCCAUGGCGCGCGAAGUUGUGCGCCCGCUGAUGGGCAGCGGGCUGGAGCUGGACUUGGGAGGUGCAGGAGGCAGGCAGGCCGACGGGAUCGGCUACCUGACGUGCACGAGAGUCGGGGAUCGAGACCUACCCUGGUCGGUAGAUGACUGA